CAUGUUGCCACGUUCCCAGUGCUGGCAAAAGAAAAAAUGGUGGGAAAAAACACUACAAGGCGGAUCUAACCUGCGGCAAUCCACACGCUUCAGUAGAGCAACCGCCUCUUCCGCGAUUGGAUUCGGGCGUCGGUCUCUCCGCCUCCGAAAAGAUUUAGCCAGCUUUCGGUUGGAGGGGCGUGGAGUCACUCAAAAAAAGUAAACGGGUUGCGGUGGUGAGGGCAUAGGGAUUUGAUUUUUUUUUUCUUCCCUGGGAUUCACUGGGGGCAGUGAUCGAGGAAGUUAGGGAGACUGAGCGUGCAACUUAGGGUUUAUCUCAGAGACGGAAAACAGUUUUUAAUUGCCAUGGCCACCAAGAAAAAUGCAAAGGGACACACGCCAAAAAAAGAUGCGAAACACAUAGGAAACAAGAAUGGUAAGAAAGGGGAUGGCCUGACAGGAAGCUCCUUCUUCACCUGGUUUAUGGUAAUCGCACUGCUGGGCGUGUGGACCUCGGUCGCAGUUGUGUGGUUUGACCUGGUAGAUUAUGAAGAAGUCCUCGCCAGAGCAAAGGACUUCCGUUAUAACAUUUCAGAGGUAUUACAAGGCAAGCUUGGAGUCUACGAUGCGGAUGGCGAUGGCGACUUUGAUGUGGAGGAUGCCAAAGUAUUGCUAGGAUUAAAAGAGAAACCUGUUGCCUUGGAGUCAACAUCAACAGAAGCUGCUGAGGAGGUCGCACAGCCACUUGAGGAAGCAGUUUUUGAGCUUGAACCACCGGUAGAGGAUGUAGUCCAAGCAAAUGUGGUCCAGGAGUCCUCACAGCCUCCUCCUGAUAAGCUUGCAGAGGAGCAGGAUGGUGAGGAGGAAGAACUGGCAGACUCUGUGGUGGAGGAAGAGGUGGAGGAGGCUGCGGUCGAGGAGGUCCAAGCAGAGGAUGCGACGGAGCUCGAGGAUGAACCCCGAUACUCCGAGCCAGCUGCAGAACAGGACGCAGAGGCAGAGGAAGUGCAUCCGGCCGAGGAGGAGGAGGAGGCGGCAGUGGAGGAGGUUACCCCCGAAGGGGAGGAACAGUUUGAGGAGGGAGGCCAACUAGAAGGAGAAGAAGAAGAACUGGAGAGAAUGUAUGAGGAGGAGACAGUUCCUCCAUUCGAGGAAGAAGAGGCAGUAAUGCCUUUGGAAGCAGAGGAAGAGCCUAAAGUGCCUUUGGAAGCAGAGGAAGAGCCUUUGGAAGGAGAGGAAGAGCCUGAAGCACCUUUGGAAGGAGAGGAUGAGCCUUUUGAAGCCGAGGAAGAGCCUGUAGCUCCUUUGGAAGCGGAGGAGGAGGAGUCUUUAGAAGCAGAGGGAGCUGCUCCCGAGCUGCCUGAGGAAGCGGAGGCCACAGCUGCCGGUGAGGCGGUGGAGGUAGGGGAAGAGCACGCUGAAGAGAGCAGGCCGGCGGCAGAGGCGGUGCAGGAGGCUGUCCAGGCUGAGGAAGACCACGGUGAAGGAGUUGAGGAAAUGGAGGAGGUGCAGACAGAAGAAGAAUAUUCAGAAUAUGAGUACAGCAAAUCCCAGGAUGAUCAGCAAUUUGAAGACCAAGAGACUCCAAGUGAAGACGUCCAAGAUUCAGCCCUGGUCCCUGAAAACGAGGAAGAUGAUGUCUAUGGAUCUCAGAGCAUGGAUGUGGAAUCUGAAAUCCAAGCUGCAGUUCCUCUUCCAGAGCCAGUCUUCAAUGAAGAGUACCCAGCUGAUGAAGUCGUCGACAGCGCUGACAGACACCCUUACGAAGAUACCACUGAAGAUGCAAUAGAUACACAAGGAGAAUAUGUGGUGGAAUCGGAGCCUGAGUAUACUGAAGAGGAAGUACACCAUCCAGACGAAAGCGUUCACUCUGAGCCUCAGCUGUCAGAGGAAGCAGAAACUCAGGAAUGGAGCACAGAGGAGCUGUCCGAAUCUGCACCAGAAACUCAUUCAGAAGAUGAUGCAGAAGCUCAUCACCCUGAUGAACCUGCUCAUGAUGAGCCAAGCCCAGAAGAGGAAGUUAUUAAGGCAGAACAACAUUUUCAGGGGGAACCUUCGGAAGCAGUUACGGAAGCAGUUGAAAAACAGGAUGAAGAGAAGCCAAAAGAAAAAGCAAAGAAGAAAAAGCCAAAGCUCCUGAAUAAAUUUGAUAAGACUAUAAAAGCUGAGAUAGAUGCAGCUGAAAAGCUCCGCAAAAAGGGAAAAAUUGAAGAUGCACUCCAAGCUUUUGAAAGUCUCAUCAGUAAAUACCCUCAGAGCCCCAGAGCCCGAUAUGGGAAAGCACAGUCUGAAGACGACCUGGCAGAGAAAAUGAGAAGCAAUGAGGUUCUUCUCAAAGCCGUCAACACUUUCAGAGAGGCGGCCGAGUUGCCCAACGCCCCAGCUGACCUGGUGAAGCUGGCCCUCAGACGACGUGCCGAGAGACAGCAGUUUUUAGGUCGCAUGCGAGGUGCUCUUGUGACGCUGGAGAAACUGGUGCAGCUUUUUCCUGAAGACAUUUCCCUGAAAAAUGACCUGGGAGUGGGUUACCUGCUCUUGGGAGACAACAAAAGUGCGAAACAAAUCUAUAAAGAGGUCUUAUCUAUAGUGCCAAAUGACGGCUUUGCCAAAGUUCACUAUGGUUUCAUCCUUAAAGCUGAGAACAUGAUAGCUGAAAGUAUUCCAUACCUGAGGGAGGGACUAGAAUCUGGCGAUGCAGGAACCGAUGACGGCCGGUUUUAUUUCCACUUGGGGGAUGCCCUGCAAAGAGUCGGCGACAAAGAUGCCUACAAAUGGUAUGAAAUUGGACACAAGAGAGGACACUUUGCAUCAGUAUGGCAGCGAUCUCUGUACAAUGUGAAUGGACUGAAAGCCCAGGCUUGGUGGACAGCUAAAGAAACUGGCUACACAGAUCUCGUAAAGACACUGGAGAGAAACUGGAAGAUGAUCCGCGAUGAGGCUCUGUCAGUGAUGGACGCUGAGAGAGGGCUUUUUGCACCCGAAGAUGAAAACCUGAGAGAGAAAGGGGAAUGGGGUCAGUUUACACUCUGGCAACAAGGUCGAAAGAAUGAAGAUUCCUGCCGCCGAGUGCCGAAAACCUGCACUUUGUUGGAUCGGUUUCCAGAGGCAACAGCCUGCAAGAGAGGACAGAUCAAGUACUCUGUAAUGCAGCCUGGUACACACGUGUGGCCGCACACAGGACCCACAAACUGUCGCCUGAGAAUGCAUUUGGGCUUGGUCAUUCCCAAGCAAGGCUGUAAGAUAAGAUGUGCCAAUGACACCAGAUUCUGGGAAGAAGGUAAAGUGCUCAUCUUUGAUGACUCGUUUGAACAUGAAGUUUGGCAAGAUGCUGACAGCUAUAGACUUAUCUUCAUUGUAGACGUUUGGCAUCCCGAACUGACUGUUCACCAGAGACGGACUCUUUCCCCAAUAUAAUGGGUCUAUUAUUUUGAAUCUUCCCACACACCAGUGCAUACUCUGCUGUUAUUGCUGUUGUUUUAUAUGUAUGCGUUUUGCUUGUUCUAGAAGUCUACUUGUUAAAACAACAGCCAUGCCAGCCCAUACUUAAAAAACCAAAGGGGCACAGUUUAAUUUACAAAGAUUGUUCUUCAAAAAGUUAACAGAAGUACAUGUGAUAUGAAGAAGUGACUCUGUUACAUAGACAGCUACAUGAUUAUGGCCUGUAAUAUAUGGUACUUUGAAAAUAAUGCAACAUUGAUUAGCUCAGUUCCAGCUAGGAAAGAAUUAAAAAGAAUGAAGUUGUUUUGAUGUUUUAUUUUGCUGUUUGUAUAUUAUGUGAUGUGCCUUCCAAACCACAGAUGCUGCUAUGUAAAUUAAGGGUUGUAUGACUGCCUCAUACAGUGAUGAACUGUGUCGGCUUUUGAGUGAGCUGCUACAUUCAGUUCCUUUUCAGAAAUCAUUGUGUUGAAUUCAAAGUUUAAAUAUUGGCAGUAACGCUGGCAUUAUUAAGUCUUGGCUCUGUUAUCAGAAUGGAUGUAUAUUAAACACUCAGAAAGGGGCUGCAUAGCUGUCUAUGCAAUCGUAUUGAAAAAAAGAUUUUACAAGUUGAGUAGAACAAAGAAUUUAAUUGUGAAUUAUAAACUGUGACAUUGGUUGAUUCAUCGGUUGAUGUAGUGGUACACUGUUCAGAACAUGACACGCGAGGGCAGUUUUUUUUUUAGAAUGGAGUUAGGUCAAGUAUCAUGAUGUAUCUGGCACUGCAUUCUAAUGGAGAAUUAUGAAAGGGAUAAUGGAGAAUUAAUGGAGAUAGAAAAAAACUACAUAAAAAAGUAAGCAAAAAUACUGUCAGGUUAAGUAUCCAUGGUGUUCUGAAUACAUUCCAUUUGAAAUAUGGCCUAUUAAUUUGUGCGUGAUCACGUGAUAUUUUAAAAUCUAAACAUUUGCGAUUCAUUUUUUAUACAAAUAUGAAAAUAGAAAAUAUGAUGUCAUACUAAAUUCCAAAACUAAUACUUAAAUAUUUGCACAUACUUUUUGAAACACUAACUGCUAUUCAUUAACCAGAACAAAACAAGAAAAGGCCAUCAUUAACUCAUGUAUGUGUGCCUUUGAAUUCGAUUUUCAAUUUUCAACAUUUCGCUUUCGACAUUUUCGUCUGUCUACUAAGGCAAGGUAGAGAUGUUUACUUGAAGGCAUAAAGUCAUGCAAUUUAUAUAAAGAGAAUUAUAAGCGAACAACAGAUAAUUUUUUAUACUUUAUUAGUUGUUUUAAUGAAUUGGGCUUGAAUGCUUGUGUAAUGUUGUCUUAAGCAGGUAAUCAAAAUCUACUUAGAACCGAUAAUUUGAAUGUCUGUGAUAAUUAUUACAUUAUUUGUGGAAACUGGCUCUAAAAUUGCCUAUUGAAUACACUACAUUAUGUAAAAACAACACUACAUCACUUAAAAGUUCCAGGUAGUAUAUUAGACUGUUACCUGCAUAAUCUAACAAAGGAACAAACAGGUUAAUUCUGCACCAAAUAAUGAGAAAAGGCAUGUUUCAGCUGUAGAGCUUUCUUCAGGUGUGCAAUCUUCUUGGCAGAAAAUCAAUCUGGCUGCCUCCCAGGGUAAUGAAUAUUAAUAGCAUUUAUUAGAGCUUUUUGUAUAGAACCUUGAAAUUGUUCAGAUUGCAGCUUGUGCAUCAUUUACAGCUAAUGAGGUGCCACAUGUGAAUUUUGAACAGGUACAGUAUAUAAUGAUGUGAUUGGAUUCAGCCAGCAAACUAGCAUCUCAGUUUUUUCCCCAGUUUUUGAUUUUGUUAACUUUACUCAAUUGUAGUACAGUCAUGUCAAGUUUGUUUUGGAAAUUACAUUUGUUUUUGUUUUCCUUACUUGUGGAUUUAUAAUGUUACAACUGCUGUACCAAGCUUACUCAAUGAGCUUCCAAUUUUGAAUGAUAUUUUGAUUUCUGUUGUUUUUCAUUUUUUUGUUUUUUGUUUUCUUGAAUUGCACUGAGAAAUGUCUCCCCAAUAUCAUUUGGUGUCAGAGUAACUGAUUUGGUUCAUUUCAAGGGAAAUGAAGGAAUAUUUUUUAAUCACUAUUGUCUGUUAAAACUGUGAUAACAGUACACUGUAUUGUGUUUUUAUUUUGAAUAUUUACAAAUGUAUAUACAUACAGUAUAUGCUGAGGUAGACUGAACUCUUUUCUAUAAUAUGUGCUAUACAACACACCACACCAGACCAACAGCAUGGGAGGUACCUGAGAGUCCAAUUGAGUAGGGCACUGUAGUACCCACUUUUCUGCAGUUGAUUGUUAGGUCUUACUGCAGGUCUGCUGUGGUUGCAGUGAAAUCAUGUUUGAUUCAGUCAUUUAAUAUUCAUUUGACUUUCAGACGGAAGCUUUCUAAAUUUUACAGAUUAGGUGGUCGUUUACCACCUUUUCACAGGAGGUGGCAGGAUUAAAUUACAAUAAAAAACAACUACAGCUGGUCCAUUAUAUGACCCAUGGUAUUAUGCUGUUGUGACAGUGAGUUGUUACCCUAACUGAUGAUGGCAAUAUUCUUCAAGCUACAGCAGUUAUGAAUACUGAACUUGGGUUCCCUGUUAAAAGCUUCCUCAUUUAAUAGCACAGUCCCUUUUGGGAAAGGUAAAUGUGACAGCAGACGAAGAAUGGAGGUUAUAGGUUUUUAUUUUCAUCGUUUCUGGAGUGUGCCUUACACUUUUAGAGAGAUGAUUUUUUUUUUAUUGUUUUCUUUGUAAUGUGCUAAGGUUUCUGUUGGGGAAAAAUGCUGUUCAUUAUAGAUGACUUAAGAUGCUGGAUAUUUAGUUUGAACAAACUAUUGGCUUAUACUGACAGUUUGUUCAUCAGAGGUAAACAAAAAACAAUUUGGAUUUCUUUCAUUGUUUGUAAUGCUAUUUUUCAGAUCAAUAGGAACUUGUGUCUUAUCGGUACACCCUCAAAUAGAUUUUUUAGCUUUGUUUUGUAAAAAUAAAUCCCUAAUUUGCUUUA
This is a messenger RNA of Lepisosteus oculatus (spotted gar), 6396 nucleotides long. Its product is annotated as un-named hu7910. The record is from RefSeq and is a predicted model, not a curated record. Gene Ontology annotation, biological process: peptidyl-aspartic acid hydroxylation. Gene Ontology annotation, cellular component: membrane; endoplasmic reticulum. Gene Ontology annotation, molecular function: peptidyl-aspartic acid 3-dioxygenase activity; protein binding. Lineage: Eukaryota; Metazoa; Chordata; Actinopteri; Semionotiformes; Lepisosteidae.